GAGAGAGAGUGGUAGAGGGAACUCCAUGUCCCAAGAAUCUCGGGUGCAUAUUGACAUGCGAUCGGUCCAUGGAACAUGGCAGCGCCGAUGAGCCAGACAUGUGCGGCAAUGGAGAGGUCGGUCCGGGAGCGGGUCCCGCCGCUGCUGACCGAUCUUUAUCAGUUCACUAUGGCUUACGCCUACUGGCGGGCUGGCAGGCACAACGAACCCGCCGUCUUCGAGCUUUUCUUCCGCGACAACCCCUUCGGCGGCGGAUUUUCGCUUUUCUCCGGGCUGCACGACUGUCUGCUGUUCCUGCGGGGCUUUCACCUUACGGAUGAAGAUGUUGAGUACCUGCGCUCAGUGCUGCCCCCUGGCACUGACCCCGCCUUCUUCUCCUUCCUCCGGGGGCUGGACUGCUCUGAGGUCACACUGCGCUCUGUCCCUGAGGGGACCGUGGUCUUCGCCAGGGUCCCUCUAAUGGAGGUGUCAGGCCCCUUAGCGGUAGUUCAGCUGCUGGAGACCAGUCUGCUCUGCCUCGUCAAUUAUGCCAGUCUGGUGUGCAGUAACGCUGCCAGGUUCCGGCUGGCUGCGGGUUCGAGGCGGAAGCUGCUGGAGAUGGGGCUGCGGAGGGCACAAGGGCCUGACGGGGGGCUGACCGCCUCCCGUUACACACACAUUGGGGGAUUCGAUCUGACCAGUAACGUCCUGGCUGGCUACCUGUUUGGAAUCCCUGUGGCCGGAACCAUGGCACACUCCUAUGUCACUUCCUUUUCCUCUCUGGAGGAGGUGUGGCCUCAGACUUUGGCCCCAGCCAAUGGAGACUGUGACACCGUUGACCCCGUUGACCUGGUGUCCCUUAGCAGGGGGUGGCUGGGGCGGGUUUGCCAGCUGUUGGAGGCGGAGCCCAGUAAAGUCAGAGAAGGGGAGCUGGCGGCCUUUGUCUCUUACGCAAUCGCCUUCCCACGCAACUUCCUCGCUGUCAUAGACUCCUACAGCGUCAGCAGUAGUGGGCUACUGAACUUCUGUGCGGUGGCGCUGGCCCUCUGUGAGUUGCGGUACAAGCCCCUGGGAGUGCGGCUGGACAGUGGCGACCUCUGCAGGCAGUCGGUGGAAGUGCGGCGUGCCUUCAAGGCCUGCAGUGAGCACUUCUCAGUGCCAGCCUUCCAGUCUUUGAUCAUCGUGGGAACAAACAACAUCUCAGAACACAGUAUUGCCGAGCUGAACGAGAGGGAGAAUGAGAUUGAUGUGGUGGGAGUGGGGACACACCUGGUUACCUGCACUCUGCAGCCCUCCCUCGGCUGUGUGUACAAGCUGGUGGAAGUGAGGGGCAGCCCCAAGAUGAAGCUGAGUGAGGAUCCGGAUAAGAGCACCAUGCCGGGCAGGAAGGCCGUCUACAGGCUCCUGGACUCCGAGGGUCACCCGUUCCUCGACCUGCUGUGUCUGUGCGACGAACUGCCCCCCCGAGAUGGCAUGGAGGUGCGCUGCCACCCGCUGGGGCGAGACCGGGUCACGGUUACGCCCAGCCGGGUGGCUGCUCUGCGGCAGGACGUCUUCUCUCGGGGACAGAUCACUCACCCCCUCAGGAGUGCAGCUGAGAACAGGGCGAAUGUGCAAAGUUCCCUAAAAAUGCUACACCCCCGACACAAGAGACUGCAGGACCCUGAUACGUAUGCUGUGGCAGUGUCAGAGAAACUGCAUGCAGUGCUCACAGAGAUCAGGCAUGGUGGCGGCAGCAACAAUAACAAGAUCCUAUUGGGCAACUGAGACUGACCGAUGGGCGGGGCAAAGGGACCAUGCCCUCAUAUAAACCAAACCUGUCUGGGGUGAAAAAAUGUGCCUCUCAGUAUUUUAUUUUAUUUUUAUUUUUAGAUUCUGUCCUUGGAUAUAUUCUACCAUAAAACCCCAUCUGGCUGAGGGCA
Messenger RNA from Megalops cyprinoides (Indo-Pacific tarpon), 1901 nucleotides. It is a transcript of the gene naprt, whose product is annotated as nicotinate phosphoribosyltransferase. Gene Ontology annotation, biological process: NAD+ biosynthetic process. Gene Ontology annotation, molecular function: nicotinate phosphoribosyltransferase activity. Lineage: Eukaryota; Metazoa; Chordata; Actinopteri; Elopiformes; Megalopidae. The record is from RefSeq and is a predicted model, not a curated record. The transcript is spliced from 13 exons. The coding region runs from base 76 to 1746 and encodes 556 amino acids.